This is a messenger RNA of Patiria miniata (bat star), 4181 nucleotides long. RefSeq names its product inter-alpha-trypsin inhibitor heavy chain H3-like. Gene Ontology annotation, biological process: hyaluronan metabolic process. NCBI's taxonomy places the organism in Eukaryota, Metazoa, Echinodermata, Asteroidea, Valvatida, Asterinidae. Gene Ontology annotation, molecular function: serine-type endopeptidase inhibitor activity. The coding region runs from base 942 to 3854 and encodes 970 amino acids. The transcript is spliced from 17 exons. The record is from RefSeq and is a predicted model, not a curated record.
ACAUGCACAAGUUAUUGUCGCGUCGUCCCGUGCACCAGCAGGAGGUCAACAUACUUUAUCAUGUGUUUUAUUGCUCCACGAUCGAAUGUUGUACGAAUAUCGUUCACUCAGCGGACGUGCGGUGGUUUUGUUUUCUUAAUUUUACCGUUGAGGUGCCUGCUGUGUUCAUCAUCCGGGCGCGGAUCGCGGAUCGCGGAUCGCGGCAGGUUGUACCAGGCCGUCUCAGGGUGUUCAAGGCAGCUGUAUCGACCUCCAGCGACCCCGGUGGUGCUUGGUACGGGCAUGGAAGUGUGUUCCUUCCUCCAUGGUACGGGCUAGAGCCAGGAGCGACCCUGGAGCUAGGUACGAGUCAGAACCAGGAACGAUCAUGACCCGCAGGCCGAGGCCGAUUUGUCCUUGCCAUUGAAGAAAACAUGUACCUUAACACAUAAAUUAGCAGAUUGAUAUAAACAAGCAGGACUUUUGGGCGCUUUAUCGCCCAAACCGGCGCGGAGACCACGAGGAAGUAGCCUCGCUGCAACCUUAUCUGUCAAAACAUUUUGCGACGAAGCUCAGAAGUGAAGCUGGUCUAAGUAGCCUGUUGCACGCUACUAGACUUCGCGUGUCAACGCUGCAGGUGACUGCUGUACUCCCCGUAGGUCUCUUUGUUUUGUGGUAGUAUAUAAAUUGCUGACAUUACCACCAGACUAGUUGCGAGAACAACGGUGAAGUUUUGGCGUAUUUUUUCCCGACCUUUUUGAAUCUCUGUGAAUCUCCAUCACAUCGCUCCAAGUACCGAUUGACCAAAGUUUUCUUGACUUUUCGCCUCGAAAACGAUACAUCUCGAAACGAAUCGAAACAGUGGGGUCUUUCCGAGACCGGACUAGUUUCGACAUCAAAAAUUUCUGUCAAAGAAAAACACUGGAAAUCGAAUCGCUUGGAUAGAAGGAGCGACCGUGAGAAUGAGAAUGGAAUCCCGUCUGUUGAACGCCGUGCUCCUGUUGUUGGUGGUCGUUUCAUCACCGAUUGUACGCGCCGCUCCCCCGGCAUUCGUAACCGCUCCAGCCAUACCAGACGACGAUGAGGAGGCCAUUCUAAAUCGACAGGAGCGAUCCGCCGGUUCUGGUUCUGGGUCCGACCCCUACGGGUACGAGGAUGACGAGGAUUAUGCUAACGUUAAACAAACGCGAGUCUACAAACCAGAAAUCCACCAUUUCCACGUCGACGCCUCCAUCACGGCACGCUUUGCCAGCACGUUAAUCAACAGCAUGCUGGUCAACGUGGAGGAAUACGCGCAAGAAGCAACCUUCUCCGUAGUCUUGCCUCAGGAGGCCUUCAUCAGCAAGUUUGUCAUGGUGAUCGACGGUGUUGCGUACGAGGCCGAGGUCAAGGAGAAAGAAAAGGCACAGAGGGAGUACGACGCGGCGAAGGAGCGAGGCCAGACGGCCGGACAGGUUAAACAGCACGAGACCAAACCCAACACCUUCAGCGUCUCCGUCAACGUUGCGUCCUACUCGGCCGUGCUGUUCAACUUAACCUACCAAGAACUGCUACAUCGCCGCCAUGGUGUCAUUGAAUACAAACUUACUAUCGACCCUGAACAGGUCGUUAGAAGUCUAAAAGUUGAUGUCCACAUCACAGAACCACAGGGUUUACUGAAAAUGGACGCCAUGUGGCAGUCCACUGCCGCAGGGGGCAGUUCCACCAAUGACGUCAGCAGCCCGAUACAGGAUGUGGUCUAUCUGGAGAGGAUGUCGCAAUACCGCGCCCAUAUUAAGUUCCACCCAACUAAGGACCAGCAGAAAAUGGAGCGCGCGAAUGGAAUCGUUGGUAACCUGCUCCUGCAAUACGACGUCUUGCACGACCUGAGUGCCGGGAGCCUGCAGGUGAUGAAUGGCUACUUCGUGCACUACUUUUCGCCAGAGGGACUGUCGCCGGCACGCAAAAAUGUCGUCUUCGUCAUCGACGUUAGCGGCUCCAUGGGUGGCUCCAAGAUCAGGCAGACCAGGGAGGCGAUGAGGACAAUCCUGGCAGACAUCCGCGAGGGAGACAGAUUGAACAUUGUGACUUUUACGGAUGACAUCGAGGUAUGGGAACAGGGAAAGAUGGUGGAGCGAACGGACACAUCCAUCAGUCAGGCUCUGGAGUUUUCGGACGGACUUCGCGCAUUGUACGGCACCAACCUUCAUGGUGGGCUGAUGGCGGCUAUUGACCUGCUUAAUGUGGCUGCCUUAGAGGACAGGCACGACGAGAGAGAUGCGUUCUCCAUGAUCAUCAUGCUGACGGACGGACUGCCUUCUUCGGGAGUAACCAAUCUCAACCAGAUACGUGACGACGUGCUUCGGGCCAUCGAUGGUCAGUUCUCCCUCUUCUGCCUGGGCUUCGGUUCCGAUCUUGACCACAACUUCCUGGACAAUCUGGCCACCGAGAACCAAGGCGUGGCCCGCAAGAUCUACACCGACAGCAGCGCCUCCCUCCAGCUCAAGGGCUUCUACAACGAGGUGGCAACCCCACUGCUCUUCAACAUCAACAUCGAGUACAACAACGUGGAGUCCAGCACACAGACCAGCUUCCUCAGCUACUUCGAGGGGACGGAGAUCAUUGUGGCCGGCCAACUGGCCAACGAGCUCACGGUAGUGGAGGGCGGAGUUGCGGAAUUAGUGGCGACAGUGUCGGCAAACUCUAUGGACACGUUUAUACAGCUGGACACCAAGGUGGAUGUACAGACCCCUCCCCCAGCCGUUCUCAGUCGGCACUCCGUGGAUGAUUUCUGUCAGCGCCUGUGGGCCUACCUGACUAUCAAGUCGCUUCUGCAAUCUCGCAAGAUCUCGAGAAAUAACAACGAGAAAGAGGCAUUAAAAUCCAGAGCUUUGGAGCUGUCCCUGAGGUACCAUUUCGUCACGCCAUUGACAUCCCUGUUGGUGGUGCGACCGGAGGAAGUGGAUGAGGUCCCGGCGCCGAUCGAUGGCGAAGCCCCGGUGGCUGAGGCAAACGAGGCGACUCAGGGUCAAGGGCCGGCACCCCCCCAAGGACACCCACCCCCGAGAAAGCAAUCCUCACCGCAAAACAACCCAUCAGGUAGCUCCGGUGCUCAACAGACAGGACAAAGUGGAGGUCGCGGUGGGGGUCGCGGUGGGGGCGGCGGUGGAGGCGGCGGUGGAGGAGGAUUUGCGGAUAGUGAUCCCCACUUCGUGGUGCAUGUCCCGGCGAGUGACGUCACCGUCUGUUUCGACAUCUUGGGCCAGGCAGGCGAAGUCUACAACCUACUGACAGACGAGACAUUGGGUAUCCAUGUCAUGGGCUUCAUCGUAGCAGCACCCAAGCCCAAGCCAGGGGCGCUCCGUACCCGUACGUACUUCGGCCGCAUUGCGGUGCAACUCGGAAGACAUACCGUAAAACUCUCCACCGGUGAUAUUGUCUUUGACAAUAAUAUGGUGCUGUCUUGGCAAAACGCUGUAACUGUACACAGAGGUAAUUGGUCUCUGGCUGUCCACGACAAGCAAGUAGAGAUUACCAAUACCGAUGGUGGUAUCAGUCUUGCCUUCAUGCUGCAUCGUAUGAACCCAGACAAUACCUUCAAAGUGGACCACUUGGGAUUCUACAUCGUCAACCACGAGGGGCUUACGGACCAAGUCCAUGGAUUGAUAGGACAAUUUCAGCGCAGACAGGUACGCGUCAAGCCGCAGAGCGAGCCCAAGGAUGGAGUGAUGGGUGAACUUACCGUCAUGGACCGGCGAGUCGACGUGGUGCAACGGUCGAGGAUGAACUCGCUCGUCGGUCACAAACAACCCUGCUGGUUCGCGGCCGGCAACGACCACGGCCUGAUAGACGGCUCGCAUGCCGAUUACUUGGUGCCACUGGAGAUGAUGCCGUGAACCAGCGUAGCUUUGUUCGGUUUGUAAUAAAACAGCAAUAAGUUGUUCUUUUCUAGAAGGAACUCGACAAGUGCUACAUUCCUCAAAAUUAUACUCCAUUUAGGCUACUAUUAAUAGCUCUUUGAAGUUGGCCUCCGUUUUAUGCUGUAAAGCUACCUUUGUUAGCUCUCCUUUUCAGCUGAAGAGACAAUAGACCUUGAUCAUGCUGCCACCAUUUCAGUCAUGUUUCCUGUAUCCCAUGACAGUACUUAAUGUUAAAGGGAAUGUACAUCAUUGGCUUUUGCUAUAAUUUUCUAGAAAUGAACUAUUUGAGGGGUUAGUAUAACU